This is a messenger RNA of Pelobates fuscus (common spadefoot toad), 3129 nucleotides long. It is a transcript of the gene PSMD1, whose product is annotated as proteasome 26S subunit, non-ATPase 1. Bases 105 to 2957 code for a protein of 950 amino acids. The record is from RefSeq and is a predicted model, not a curated record. The transcript has 25 exons. Gene Ontology annotation, biological process: regulation of protein catabolic process; proteasome-mediated ubiquitin-dependent protein catabolic process. Gene Ontology annotation, molecular function: enzyme regulator activity. NCBI's taxonomy places the organism in Eukaryota, Metazoa, Chordata, Amphibia, Anura, Pelobatidae. Gene Ontology annotation, cellular component: proteasome storage granule; proteasome regulatory particle, base subcomplex; proteasome complex.
CGUGCAUAGCGCGCCGGAUGCAGCAGAGUAAUAGUGGAUCUUGCCGGGAGCAUUGUACCGGGGGUUCUCGCUGAAACAACGGAAAGGGGACUCUGAAACUCACCAUGAUCACGUCAGCGGCUGGAAUCCUUUCCCUUCUGGAUGAAGAUGAGCCUCAGCUUAAGGAAUUUGCACUGCACAAACUGAAUGCUGUAGUCAAUGAUUUCUGGGCAGAGAUUUCUGAAUCGGUGGAUAAAAUUGAAGUGCUCUAUGAAGAUGAGAGUUUCAGGAGCAGACAGUUUGCGGCACUUGUGGCUUCCAAGGUGUUUUACCAUCUGGGGGCAUUUGAAGAGUCGCUGAACUAUGCUCUGGGUGCUGGAGAUCUGUUUAAUGUUAAUGACAACUCUGAAUAUGUGGAGACCAUUAUAGCCAAGUGUAUUGACCAUUACACCAAGCAAUGUGUAGAGAAUGCAGAACUUCCUGAAGGUGAGAAGAAGCCAGUGGAUGAGCGCCUAGAAGGGAUUGUGAACAAGAUGUUCCAACGCUGUUUAGAUGAUCACAAAUACAAACAAGCCAUCGGUAUUGCACUUGAGACACGGCGCCUGGAUAUUUUCCAGAAAACUGUAUUGGAAUCGAAUGAUGUCCCUGGCAUGUUGGCCUACAGUCUGAAGGUCUGCAUGUCCUUAAUGCAGAACAAGCAGUUCAGGAAUCGAGUCCUUAGAGUGUUGGUUAAAAUCUAUAUGAACUUGGAAAAACCAGACUUCAUCAAUGUCUGCCAGUGCUUGAUAUUCUUGGAUGACCCCCAAGCUGUGAGUGAUAUUCUCGAGAAAUUGGUGAAAGAAGAUAACCUACUCAUGGCUUAUCAAAUUUGCUUUGACCUGUAUGAGAGUGCAAGCCAGCAAUUUCUGUCCUCCGUCAUACAGAACCUACGCACUGUUGGAGCUCCAAUUCCAUCCAUUCCAGGUUCUACUAACACAGGAACCGUGCCAGCAGCCUCAAAAGACAGUGAAGAGAUGGAAUCUGAGGACAAGUCUGGGAGUCCAGUAGUUAGCAAAUCUGAAGUGAACCCAGAGCCUAAAGAUCAAAUCUCCAAGAUGAUAAAAAUUCUCAGUGGGGAGAUGGCCAUAGAAUUGCAUUUACAGUUUUUGAUACGGAAUAACAAUACAGACUUGAUGAUUCUUAAGAACACUAAGGAUGCAGUAAGGAAUUCAGUUUGUCAUACAGCUACAGUUAUAGCAAAUUCUUUCAUGCACUGUGGCACCACAAGUGACCAGUUUCUAAGAGAUAAUUUGGAGUGGUUGGCUAGGGCCACAAACUGGGCAAAGUUUACAGCAACAGCAAGCUUAGGAGUUAUUCACAAGGGACAUGAGAAGGAGGCACUCCAGCUCAUGGCAACUUACCUUCCUAAGGACACAUCACCGGGCUCAGCAUACCAAGAAGGGGGAGGCCUCUAUGCUUUGGGGCUGAUUCAUGCUAACCAUGGUGGCGACAUCAUAGACUACUUGCUCAACCAGCUGAAAAAUGCUAGCAAUGAUAUUGUGCGUCAUGGUGGUUGCUUAGGACUUGGUUUAGCUGCCAUGGGCACCGCACGCCAGGAUGUUUAUGACCUUUUGAAAACAAAUCUCUAUCAGGAUGACGCAGUCACUGGUGAGGCUGCUGGUUUGGCUCUUGGCUUAGUAAUGCUUGGCUCUAAGAAUGCACAAGCCAUUGAAGACAUGGUGGGAUACGCUCAGGAAACACAGCAUGAAAAGAUUCUGCGAGGUUUGGCAGUGGGCAUUGCUCUGGUCAUGUAUGGUCGCAUGGAAGAGGCAGAUGCGUUGAUUGAAAGUCUCUGCAGGGAUAAGGAUCCAAUCCUGCGCCGUUCUGGCAUGUACACUGUAGCUAUGGCAUAUUGUGGUUCUGGUAACAACAAGGCCAUCAGGCGCCUACUGCACGUGGCUGUUAGUGAUGUGAAUGAUGAUGUCAGAAGGGCAGCUGUGGAGUCCCUUGGCUUCAUUUUAUUCAGGACACCAGAACAAUGCCCAAGUGUUGUGUCACUGUUGUCUGAGAGCUAUAAUCCUCAUGUACGAUAUGGUGCUGCCAUGGCCUUGGGGAUCUGCUGCUCUGGAACAGGAAACAAGGAAGCCAUUAACCUCCUUGAGCCCAUGACCAAUGAUCCUGUGAAUUAUGUGCGCCAAGGAGCAUUAAUUUCCUCUGCAUUGAUAAUGAUUCAGCAAACUGAAAUCACCUGCCCCAAGGUUAGCCAGUUCCGUCAACUCUACUCCAAGGUGAUUAAUGACAAACAUGAUGAUGUGAUGGCAAAGUUUGGUGCCAUCCUGGCCCAGGGAAUUCUUGAUGCAGGAGGUCACAAUGUUACCAUUUCACUGCAGUCACGUACUGGUCACACUCACAUGCCUUCUGUGGUUGGGGUCCUGGUCUUCACGCAGUUCUGGUUCUGGUUUCCUCUCUCACACUUCCUGUCUCUUGCUUUUACUCCAACCUGUGUUAUUGGACUUAACAAGGACCUUAAGAUGCCAAAAGUCCAGUAUCGAUCGAACUGUAAACCAUCAACAUUUGCUUAUCCUGCUCCAUUAGAAGUGCCCAAGGAAAAAGAGAAGGAAAAGGUCUCCACUGCCGUCCUGUCUAUCACAGCCAAAGCCAAGAAGAAGGAGAAAGAGAAGGAGAAGAAAGAGGAGGAAAAGAUGGAAGUUGAUGAGACUGAGAAAAAGGAGGAGAAAAAGAAAGAGCCUGAGCCGAACUUCCAAAUUCUAGAGAACCCAGCCCGUGUAAUGCCAGCUCAGCUCAAAGUACUCAGCAUGCCUGAAGGCACUAGAUACCAGCCUUUCAAACCCCUAUCUAUUGGUGGAAUUAUCAUUCUCCGAGACACCAGCGAGGAAGAGGAGCAACUGGUGGAACCUGUUGCUGCUCAUGGGCCAAAGAUUGAGGAGGAAGAGCAAGAACCAGAACCCCCUGAGCCCUUUGAAUAUAUUGAUGACUAGAACUAUUGCCAGAGUUCGAAUGUCUGACAUCUUUGUGUGCUCACUUCCACACAAGCAUCAUUAGAGCUGCAUAUUGAACGUUUACCACCACUGUACUGCUUCAUCACAUGCCCCGGAUACUGUGUGACUGAUCGAAAUGAUCUGUUUUCAAAUAAAAUUCUGUAAAAACAAA